Molecule: messenger RNA, 2082 nt
Organism: Umbelopsis ramanniana AG
Lineage: Eukaryota; Fungi; Mucoromycota; Umbelopsidomycetes; Umbelopsidales; Umbelopsidaceae
Exons: 1
Coding region: 1-2082 (693 amino acids)
Biological process (GO): carbohydrate metabolic process
Source: RefSeq, a predicted model, not a curated record
AUGAUCACCUCAAGCCUUAUCGUUAUCGCACUGGCUAGUCUUGCCGUUGCGCAAGACACUUUGACAGAACAUGUGGCAUUCAGUAGCUAUGACAAUUACUUGUAUAGGGAUAAUACUACGGCUUCCCAGCUUCUAUUUACGCAAUCCAAUGCUACCUCCACAAGGCCUCGGUUUAUCGCCGCUUUCCCAGCCGGAAACAGUGGUGCUAUGGUCUACUUCAAAGCUGCCUCAGGCAACAGCUCCUCUUUGACAAUUUCGUUAGUUGACGGAAGCCUAAAGUCUGUCAGCAACCCUUACAACCAGACAGGUAUUUCAGGACAAUGGCAACUUAGCCAAAACGCUGAACUGGACCUGGCGGUGCUAGGCUCUGUUAGAGCCCUCAGGGACUACGUAGAAGGAGGCGGUCUUCUUCACUCUGAUAUGAAUUAUACAGUUCAACAACUUGACACGAACUCUGUGACUCUCUACCGUGAAUUUUUUGAUGAUAGUAUCGCUAUGAAUUUCACCAUGUCAACCGGCAGUGCCAUUCAACAUAAUGGAACCCAUAACAUCAGCUUCCCAGCUGGUACUUAUGACUUUACUGUCACUCUCAAUGAGACCUCACUUCAAGGCAUCCCACCGCAAACAUUGAUCAAUCAAUCAAAUCAGACCAUCAUCACAAACUCUUCCACUGCUGAUUCUGUAAAAUCAGUUUCUUUCCUUUCUUAUUCCGAGAAAAUGCUGGCUGGUGGAUGGAGAUUCUUAACUUACUUUGGUCGGGAUACUUUAAUUUCGCUCCGUAUCCUUAUGCCGAUACUAUCGUCUGAUGCAGUUGAAGCAGCACUUGGAGCAGUGAUUGAAAGAACGAAUGCAACAGAUGGUGAACUGUGCCAUGAAGAGACCAUAGGUGACUAUGCAUCUUGGAUCAAUAUGCAGAACAACCAAUCAGAGCUUGGUAGUCAGCCUUUCUACGAUUACAAAAUGAUAGACACCAAUUUUGAGCUUCUCCCAGCCUUGGCCCAUUACUUUCUUGAUCUUCCUUCUGGCAGUGGCAGAACGACUUCGUUCCUGGCCAAAAAAGCUGUCCUUGCAAACAACAUGACCUAUCAACAACUUCUUCAAAAAAAUGUUGAGCUUGUCAUGACACAAUCGGCUGCAUUUGCACAUGAACCUAGCGCCAAAAAUCUAAUUCACCUCAAAGACGGUGUUCCCGUUGGAAAUUGGCGUGAUUCUAACCAAGGAAUUGGUUAUGGAACAAUCCCGUUUGACGUCAACACAGCUUUAGUACCUGGUUGUUUACGUGCUAUCCAGCGACUAGCCAAAGCACAUAUUCUACAUCCAUCGCUUUCAAAUGAUGCUUCCAAGUAUGCCGCAGUGUGGGAGUCACAUGCACUUCCCUUGUUCCAAGUACCACUGAAUUCCUCUUAUGCGCAAACUGCUCUUUCAGAAUACACUACCUACGCUAAUCUUUCGUCAAGCAUAUACUCGACAAAUGGGUCGGCUACUCCUCCUACAGAGAUAUAUGCUUUGUCCUUGAUGGAUGACGAUAAACCUGUGGAAAUUAUGAAUUCCGACCUUUCUUUCAACCUAAUGUAUAACGAUAAUGUCUCGACAGACUUGAUGGAAUACACUGUAAAUGCACUGAGACCCUUUCCUGAAGGCUUAUUGACUAACGUUGGCAUGCUCAUAGCCAAUCCAGCGUACGACUCCAACCGCACCAAUUGGGAGGUAUUUACUCGAGCUGCAUACCACGGAACUUGUGUCUGGGGAUUUCAACAAAGCAUGGUGGUGGCUGGGUUGGCAAGGCAAUUAGACCUCUGUAACAAUACUUCUUCUCUGGCUACUAAACAGGCUCCAUCUUGGUGUUCCAAUUCUACGUUGAUAGCAAAUCUAAAAACUGCACAAUGUAAUCUCUGGGAUGUUAUCCUUGGCAAUCCCGAUGUUGAAUUUGCUGAAACUUGGACUUGGACUUUCGAUAACAGUACUCAAUCUUUUGUCGUUACAAGCCCUGCUGAACUUACACCAGACUCAACCGAAGCUGAUGCCAUUCAGCUAUGGUCUUUCACCUUGUUGGCUCUAGACAAGCCGGCGUACUGCACCUAA